Symbiodinium natans is the source of this 1026-nucleotide messenger RNA. The record is from the annotation of a GenBank genome assembly. NCBI's taxonomy places the organism in Eukaryota, Dinophyceae, Suessiales, Symbiodiniaceae.
AUGGCGUCCAGCGCAGCGAGAUGGAUGGCACUUCUUACGGCGGUCAUGUCGUUUUGGGCCUGUACACCCAGCUUUGGUGUCCCAGCCUCGAGGCAAGAGCCGCUCAGUGUUGUCAGGGAAAGAACUGGGCUGAGCAUGAGCCAAAAAGCUCCGAAAGGGACCUUCGAGCUGUCUCGGGAAGAGGAACUACUCGCGAGCAGGCUUUCAGAGCUGGGAAAGAAAGGCGACUGGCAAUCAGCCCGUCGUCUGUAUGGAAGCUACACAGGUUCUGGCGUCCCGGUGCUGAAUGCAGCAAUGCAGGCAGCUUACCGUUGCGGGCAGUUCCAGGAAGCAGCCAGAAUCUACAAAAAGCUACGGAAUCUGCGUGUCGAGGUGAAUGCGAUUAGCCUGCAGGUGGGUCUGAAGAUUUUUGGUAAGUUGCAAGAUUCUGCCAUGGUUGGGGCGAUAUGGGCUGAGGCCAUAGAACGCGAAUGGGCUGAUCGAUUCACAUGUGGUGCUCGCAUUGAUGCAGCAGCUUACACUGGGGACGUCGAGGGGGCAGCGACUGUGCUAGAUACCAUGUUUACCCGAAAGAUUGAGGUUGACGUGCAAAAGUUUAGUUCAGCGAUCUUAGCUUGUGCUAAGGCAAAACGGCCUAGCCACAACGCAGCCAUGUACCUGUUCAAUACCAUGUUGGACAACGACAUAUCACCGACGAUCGUGACCUUCACCAAUUUGGCACAGGCGCAUGUGAAAGCAAGUCUUGAGCAGAUCCAGCGUGUCCGUGCGUUGAUGAAAGAGUACAAGGCCCCUUGCGACGCAGUUUUCGCUGAGUCGUAUUUGAAUGCCCUGCUCCAGGGACGUCGGGUCCCUACUGGUACUGGUUCCAGUGUUCAAGCCCUCACCGCGAAACUUGCAGAUUUGCCUGAGCGUGAAGGAAGGUUGAAAGAAGCCCAGAGCGCGCUGCUCGAGAUGCAAGCUGCCAACGUCAAGGUGACCGCACUAUGUCAGGCAUUCCUGGGGUAUGUGCAGCAAGCGGGCUUGUGA